AUGGACUAUUCCAAAUAUACUCAGGGUCAGGGCUCGCAGGGCGGAGCAUCGGACUACAAGAAGUACAUGGAGUCCUACAGCGGGGAUUACAGCAAGUACAUGAAGGGUCAGAGCUCCCAGGGCGGUGCCGCUGACUACAAGCAGUACAUGGACUAUUCCAAGUAUACUCAGGGUCAGGGCUCGCAGCGGCAGGGCGGAAUCGCGAAAGCGGAGACCAAAGCAGGCAGUGAUGGCCCUGCGCUGCUCGUCGCUCCCUCUGACAAUACAGAGGCAGCAAAGGAGAGUCAGCUGCGCGAGGAGGAGAAGAAGCACCUCCGUGAGGAGAUGGCAUCCGAGCAUGAGCGAUUGCACAAGGAGCUGGCCGAGGAGCAGGAGAAAUUGAAAGAGGAGCUGGCGUCCGAGGCUAAGCAGGAGCAAGAGGAGCAAGCGCACGAACAGAAGGAGAAAGCUGCUCCUGCUGAGUUUGCGGCCAGUGCAUGGUCGCAGCCGCUGCUACUCUCCACCGGGUCUCUUGCCCUUGGAGCGCUCGUGGCCGUCGCCGCCUUCGUGGCCCGCCUUCGCCGCCAGAGGCAGGUGCAGUUGAACGGAGCCGGCGACUAUCUCAUGUAUGCUGAGGCGGCCAUCGAGACGUUGAAGAAGUUCGACACACUCCUUCGAAGGGGUGGCCUGCAAAACCGGAGUGCAAACCAAGGGUACUGGGAAAGCCACUUUGCCUACGACGUGGGCCCGGAGGGUCCUUUGUCAAGCCGUCUGCCGGACUCAGAGGGUCGGCCUCUGACAGCGCCGGGGUGCCGCCCCAUCAAGCACCGGCCGCAGCCGAUCAAGGAAGAAGUGGAGAAAACGGAUGAGUCUCCUAGCGGGUCUUCUCCUUCGAAGAGUACAUCGAUACCUCCGGCCACGCCUGCGGACCCAGAGCAGCCGCCUCCGGAGCCCGAGGAAGGCGAGAAGAGGGCUUCCAAGAACGCCCCGCUGCUGCUCUCCCUGGCGCGUUUCAUGACGAAGGUCAAAGCCAAAAAGUCCAAGAGGGAGAAGUUGGAAGAAUUCUUCUACGUCGCAGAGGAGAAGGCGAAGUGGAGUCGGCGACCGUCGAAGCCCCGGCUCCUCACGCAAGAAAUGGAAGAGGAGUGGGCCGAGCUCCAGGACAAGGUGCGUAUGGAGAAAGGCAAGUGGAUUCAGCACUCGCGCCGAAAGGUCGAAGCAAUGUUCCAGGAGGAAGAGUUUGGCGAGAAUUGGGAUCGUCAGCAACGGACCCUUCAGCGUGAGAGGAAUCCGAGACAGCAGGAAAACAUCUUCGACACCCUCUCUUUCGUAAGGUGGAAGGUGAACAAACAGCUUCGGCAAGCCAUGCAGGAUGUGGAGAAGGGCAACAAGGUCAACCUCCCAAGGAAGCAGGACCGGUCGGCUGGGCCCCCGCCGCCAGAUCCUGUGUGGAUCGUGGGCGACAGGGAGGAUUCAGGCUUGGAGAAGGCACGGGAAAGGAUCGCCACGCUUCGUGCCAAGAAGUACCGCGGGAAGCCUUUCAUGCCCAUGGGCCAGGGCCGAGGCUGGCGUGUGGACCAAGAUCUCUUCGACCACGUUGAUGAGCUCUUUCAACAGUAUGGCGAAGCCGCCGCCAUCAACGAGGAGGCCGUAAACCCACGGGCUGCUUCAGAAAUGGUCGGGGCGAAGCAGAAGGCACGUCGAGCCUCUGACUCUGACAGCGAGAGCGGGCACAGUGACAGUGAGAGUUCUUCUGCGCUGCAGAGGCGGGUGGUCUCCGCUCCGGCAACCAUGCGCCGCGUCCAAGCACGGCGCAUCACACGCUCGCGCGCCAAGUCGCGCGAGCUCUCAGUCUUGCCCCCGUGGAUGCGGCAGAUGCUCGUACAGGAUGACAUUUGGCAGCAGCUGCCGGAGAGCAGCCCGUGGGAUCGGACUUGCUGGCUCCAGCCUGUGCGUGUCAAGGGCCGCACAGCUACUGCACCCUGGCGAGACAGCACUUGUACCGUACAUGCAUGA
Symbiodinium necroappetens is the source of this 1995-nucleotide messenger RNA. NCBI's taxonomy places the organism in Eukaryota, Dinophyceae, Suessiales, Symbiodiniaceae. The record is from the annotation of a GenBank genome assembly.